AUGUGUGAGGUAGUGAAGCAACUAAAGAUCCCUAGUACCAUAUAUAAGGAUGAUUGUGGUUACUGUUUUGAAACGAUGAUUAACCCCAACUUUGGCGAUGGUGGCCCUGCGGAACCCGAGCACCAGCUUAAUAUUUGUCUAGGGUGCUUUCAAAGCUUCUGCCAUGAGCACGUCAACUUACACCAGCAGGUCGUGCGCCGGGUGCAGCAAGCAACUCACGAUCUCUACCUCAACGUCUACAAGAUCGAAAGGCCGAAGGCCACCGAGUCGGCGGAAAAGCGACUAAAACUCGAGGUGCAGGACCUUUCAGAAGAGGAGCUGUAUGAGACUGUCUGGUCGUUGGUCCGGAUCAACAAUGCGUGUACGGCAAGGCUUGGCAGCAGCAAGCAGAAGCAGAAGAUGGACACAACGGUGGUGAGCAAGCUAGAACAGAUCAUUCGCACUAGAUCCUCCGACUUCAAAGAUAUGGCCGCAACAUGGCAGCUAGAAAUCAAAGCUUGUCCGCAUAGUGAGCAGUUUGUUGUGCCGCAGGAUGCCAUGCCAGUCCGCGAAACCUGCGGUGAUUGUGAUUUGGACCGGAACUUAUGGCUCUGCCUUCACUGCGGAAACAUUGGCUGUGGUCGGGAGCAAGUAGGUAUUGAAGGACACUCACAUGCUCUGAAACACUACCAGCAGAGCGAGAACAACCACCCCUUGGCUGUAAAACUAGGCUCUCUGACAAGUGAAUCUAACGAUAUCUACUGUUAUUCCUGUAAUGAUGAGGUGGCGUUUCCUGAUCCAAACCGAUUCUCUGCAGUUUUGGCGAAGUUUGGUAUCGAUUUGGAGGGCCAGGUCGCAAAGGAGAAGACUCUAGUGGAGUUACAAGUGGAACAGAACAUGAAUUGGGACUUCCAGAUGCGUGAUUCAGGAAACGAGUUCACCAAGAAAAUAUUUGCAUCUAAGGAGUACGGAUGCGGUCUAAUUAACCUCGGGAAUUCAUGUUACUUGAAUUCUGUUGUGCAAGUCUUGUUCAAUGGUGGUGUGAAGGAUUGGAACCUUGAUAUGUUGGGGGAUUUCCCGAGGGAUGUGGUCUUCCCAUCUACUAACCUGAAAUGCCAGCUAAUCAAGCUUCGCAACGCCCUAAAGAUUCAUCCAGAGAAAUAUCAGCACGGGGUUAAGCCUGCCAGUGUCAAGAAAUGCAUCGGCGAGGAUAAUGAAGAGUUUAGCUCUGGCAGGCAGCAGGAUGCGAUGGAAUUCUUGACAUACUUCAUUGACAAACUUGACAGAAAGGUAUUUAGCAAGGCUUCCUCCUCCAACCCAAACGACCUUAUGAGGUUCAUGGUGGAGGACCGUUUGGAGUGUACCAAGUGUGAGCACGUUAAGUACUCAAGCCAGGUAUGUGAGAUCUUGCAAAUACCAUUACUAGAUAGCAACGAUCCGCAGUUCCUCAUGGACAGACUCCACAGCUACUUCAAUGGAGAAUCCUUGGAUAUCCACUGCCCUCAGUGCAGUGAAAUUACUGUCGCCACUAAAAACUCGAUGCUCAAGACUGCACCCGCUACCCUGCUCAUUAAUCCCAUAAGGAUAAAACUACAAAACUGGACGCCCAUAAAGACGAGCAAUCAACUAUUUGUCCCAGGCCUACGCGAUGAGAAGAGACUCAAGCUCAGCCAGUUUAAGGCACAUGGCAGGCAGCCGGGGGAGAAGAUCUUCGAAGACAGUCCUGACGACAACAGCAACGUCCCUGCCAGCGCCAUAUCGUUCAAUCCGGAUGAAGAUAAGGUUAUUUCCAUCAUCAGCAUGGGCUUCAGCAAGAACGCCGCUCUUCGUGCACUAUACAACACGGGCUCAGAGGUUGAACGGGCUUUGAAUUGGAUUUUCGAGCACAUGGAAGACCCGGAACUUAACGCCGAAUUCAGCGUGCCCGGCACCAAGAAACAGGCCGCCGUCGUAGAUCAGGGCGCCCUCGACAGCAUGGUCUCCAUGGGUCUUGCGGAGCGCCACUGUCGGAAGGCAUUGAUACUCAACGACGGCGAUGUAACCCGCAGUGUCGAGUGGGUCUUCAACAACGCUGACAACCUCGAUGACGACGACACCCAGGAGUCGAUUGACCCUCCGGUAUCCCGUGACUACGGAUACCCCGGUGACAUCCCAGACUACGCUCUCUCUGCAGUGAUAUGCCACAAGGGGAACUCGGUACAGAGCGGCCACUACGUCGCCUUCAUCAAGAAGGCCGUGGAUGGAGAGCCCAAGUGGGUGCUCUACAACGACGAGAAACUCAUGGCCGUCGGCGGUAACGAGAACCUCCAGGAAAUAGAGAAGAAUGGCUACAUCUUCAUCUUCAAUCGCAUUGCACCGGCUUAG
This is a messenger RNA of Eremothecium gossypii ATCC 10895, 2343 nucleotides long. It is a transcript of the gene UBP14, whose product is annotated as ubiquitin-specific protease UBP14. Gene Ontology annotation, biological process: protein deubiquitination. The transcript has a single exon. The record is from RefSeq and is marked provisional. The coding region runs from base 1 to 2343 and encodes 780 amino acids. Gene Ontology annotation, cellular component: nucleus; cytosol. Gene Ontology annotation, molecular function: cysteine-type endopeptidase activity; cysteine-type deubiquitinase activity; protein binding. Lineage: Eukaryota; Fungi; Ascomycota; Saccharomycetes; Saccharomycetales; Saccharomycetaceae.